This is a messenger RNA of Capsicum annuum, 744 nucleotides long. RefSeq lists its product as uncharacterized. Bases 4 to 744 code for a protein of 246 amino acids. The record is from RefSeq and is a predicted model, not a curated record. NCBI's taxonomy places the organism in Eukaryota, Viridiplantae, Streptophyta, Magnoliopsida, Solanales, Solanaceae. Gene Ontology annotation, molecular function: polyubiquitin modification-dependent protein binding; proteasome binding; ubiquitin binding. The transcript has a single exon. Gene Ontology annotation, cellular component: nucleoplasm; cytosol. Gene Ontology annotation, biological process: proteasome-mediated ubiquitin-dependent protein catabolic process.
UCCAUGGAAGUAAACCCUCAAGAACCAAUUCUUGAAACAAAACAAAAAAUUCAAAAUUUCCUUGGUGUACCAGUGUCUUCACAAACUCUUUCAGUUUUGGGAUUUGAAUUAUUGGAUGGAUUCAAUAUUCAAGAUUAUUCGAUAAUUACACAAGGUACAAAAAUCCAAUUAACCAUCCAAAAUAUUACUACUAUUGGAGAAACAUCCUUACAACAGAAUAUUAACGUUUCUUCAAAAUUCCAAAUUAUUGUCACAAUGUCAUCCAGAAAAUUAAACAUAGACAUCGACAGUACCGAAACUGUCCGAAGUCUAAAAGAAAAAAUUCACAUAAUCGAUAGUAUCCCGAUAAGGAGAAUGUCUCUCUACUUUUCUGGAGAAGAAUUAAAUGAUGAAUAUCGGAGUUUAAUCGAAUAUGGUGUUCAAGAAUUUUCAGAAAUUAUUGUGUUUUUAAAGACUAUGUCACGUAUGGUUACUGAUCCACCUUCAAGAGGACUAUGCCUAGUGGUGCAAACUUCAUCUAGUUUGCUUAAUUCAGCAAAAAUUCCAGUUGAAAUGACUGAUUUGGGGACAGUUAAUGAUUUGAGACAACUAUUGUUGGGAAGAAAAAUAUUGCCUAUGGAUGAAUAUAUUUUCAUUCACAAACAAAGGAUUAUGAAGGAUAGUUGUAGUCUUCGUUGGCAUGGUGUUGAAAAUGGGGAUUUUGUAUAUGUUUUUAAAGGUUGUGUUAGUAGGGAAGGACCUUGA